Globicephala melas (long-finned pilot whale) is the source of this 2218-nucleotide messenger RNA. It is a transcript of the gene TPD52L2, whose product is annotated as TPD52 like 2. The record is from RefSeq and is a predicted model, not a curated record. NCBI's taxonomy places the organism in Eukaryota, Metazoa, Chordata, Mammalia, Artiodactyla, Delphinidae. Gene Ontology annotation, cellular component: cytoplasm.
GCGUCAAAGCGGAAGUGGGUCGUCUCGCUGUUGAUCACGUAAUGCCGCGGCGCUUGAGGCGAUUCAGCUGGCUGGUGCGUAAGCGGCGAGCGACACCUGGUGCGGCCCGCUCGGUUCCCACUGCGCCCGCGACCCCGGCUUCGACGCCAGCUGCGGCCCGGCCGCCGCCAAAACAUGGACUCGGCCGGCCAAGAUAUCAACCUGAAUUCUCCUAACAAAGGUCUGCUGUCCGACUCCAUGACGGAUGUCCCUGUCGACACAGCGGUGGCCGCCCAGGCUCCUGCUGUGGAGGGUCUGACAGAUGCCGAGGCGGAGGAGCUCAGGGCUGAGCUUGCAAAGGUGGAGGAGGAAGUUGUCACUCUGCGCCAGGUGCUGGCAGCCAAGGAGAGGCACUGUGGAGAGCUGAAGAGGAGGCUGGGCCUUUCUACCUUGGAGGGCCUGAAGCAGAACCUGUCCAGGGGUUGGCAUGAUGUACAGGUGUCUAACGCCUACGUGAAAACUUCUGAGAAACUUGGAGAGUGGAAUGAGAAAGUGACCCAGUCGGACCUCUACAAGAAGACCCAGGAAACCCUCUCUCAGGCAGGACAGAAGACCUCAGCAGCCCUGUCCACCAUGGGCUCUGCCAUCAGCCGGAAGCUUGGGGACAUGAGUCUAAGGUUGUCAGUGGCAGAGAGAAUGGCAGUGACAACCUUCCCUCCCCGACCGGGAGUGGAGACAGACCCCUGCCCGAUCACACGCCCUUCUAAGCCCGUAGCGGCUUUGCCCAGCCACGGAACAAGCACACCGUCAUCGCCACAACUGCAACUUCGAGCGGCGGGUGUUGAGAACAAUCACGCCAUCCCCGUGGAGACGUGGCUGCCGCGCUCGCAUGGGUCAGAGAACAUGUCUUGUACACAGAUGCCUCCCCUUCUGUCGGCAGAUCAGCAAAUCACUGCGCCGUCCUGCCUUGGAGCAGGAAGCGGGCAGGGUGGUGGAUCCCAGGGUGGGAACCAAAGCCAAGCUCCUGUUGGGAGUCUUGUUAGUAGAUCAGCAUGUUGAAAGCGGGGUGGGGGGGGGAGAGCGAUAAGUAUAAAAAUUCCUUCCCUAAGUCGCAGAAGGAAGAGCCAUCCAGAAAGCCCUGCCUGAUCUGCAGUUUUAUUUCAAAAUGCCAAACAGGAAAACUCCCCAUUUUCUGAGAGCUUCCAGAAGGCUGAGUAGCAGCAGAUGCCUAACCAUUACACUAACGAUCUAGCUUUAAGAAAAGCAAAUUCUUUAUUUUUUAAAAGCAGUGGGUUUUUCAGAAAGUAAAACUACGCAAAGCAGCUUUAGCCUCCCAGUUAGAGAAUGUUAUUCCUUUGGACUCAAGCUGAAGUGCACGCCUUAUAUUGCCUUAUGUUUUAUUUGUUUAUAAUGUUUUUAUAUGUAUAAACGAGGGUUCCUUAGUGGAUUUUGAGCGCUGUGUAAAAUCCUGCAUCCAGCCGAGGGGCAGCACCUCUGUGCCAGUGGUGUGUUUUAUUUCACGAGUGCGUUCCAUCCCCGUAUAGAAAACUGGCUUCUCGCUCCUCUCAGUGACCGGGGCAGCUCCCACUGGCUGGUGGGGGUGGGAGAAAGAAAGACCAGCACCUUCACAGAGGGCUGGCGCUGCCCCUGUACAGGCUGGGCCUGGCUGGCACGUCACCGAUCAGCGGCUCCAACCUGGGUGUGUGGCACACGCCAGGGCCAGCGAGCAACAGGCAGACCCUGCAGGUAGGUCAGGCCAGGGCGUCGGGUCAGCUGGGACUCUGCUGUUGCCUUUUCUCAGGAGCUACAAAGAUCUCUUUCUGCUCCGAUGCUGCCACAGCCCAGCAGCCUCUCACCCAGGGCUCCACGUCUGGCGCACCUGGAGGGGCGCUCUGUGCCUUACAGGCUCUUAGCGGGCAGAGACCUCGCCGGCAUCUGUGCACUCUUGAAGGGAAGGAGCCGUCAGCUCAGUGUCUACUCUGGUCGACUGUGAUGUGCUGUCUGGUACCUGAGUGUCUGCUGGUCACUUCAGACACACUGGGGGGUGGGGGGUGGCUGCCGUCCACACUCGUGCCUUGGGAGGAACGCUGCUCUGUGCUCCUUCCCCAGGGUUGGAAUCUCUCAGAUGGGGUGUGAUGGGAAGGCAGGAUGCAGGUGUAAUAACUGAUUUAUCUUUUCCUUAAAGUAGAUAACGGGUGAUUUGUCAAUAAAGCAUUCCUUUGGGGGAAAACCCACUUAA